Molecule: messenger RNA, 1486 nt
Organism: Drosophila miranda
Lineage: Eukaryota; Metazoa; Arthropoda; Insecta; Diptera; Drosophilidae
Product: lysM and putative peptidoglycan-binding domain-containing protein 3
Source: RefSeq, a predicted model, not a curated record
CACUGGAGGAGUUUUCUGGCACUAAAUCCAUUUUAUUAAUAAGUUUUUCGAAAAUUUGGUCUGCUGUCCUUCCGAGCUGUUCUGUUGUUGUUUUUGUUUUUUGUUAAUUUUGUCACAAUCAUUGUUUACGAUUUCGCAGUGAAUACCAUUUUCCCAUUGUGAAUGACAAUUAUUCAGAGUUGCAUUUGAAAACCAUCGGCUAACUAUCGCAUAGAAACGUGCGGUUUAGGAACAUCCAAAAUGGAUGGUGGACUAACUGGGAAAUUUUCGGAACGGCAAAACCUUACGGACCAUCCCCGAAAUGGAUGGUGGAUGGUGGAUGGUCGUCAGUGUGAAUAGCCUAUUACACUUAUAAUAUAAGCUAAUUAAUUGGUUUCUUGGGCGCAUUGCAAGCGUAGCAAGGAAGAGUCACUGCAUCACCAUCCGAGACGUUCCCUAAGAAGGAAACAAACCCUCCGCGAGAACUAAGGCAGCUAUGAGACGCAAUGUGCGCCACCAAAAUUAUAACUGGGACGAUCCAGAUCCAGACAAUGUGGAGGAUAUCUUCGCGAGGCCAGCCUACGACGAUGAUGAGUUUGUCAACCUGGUGCCGUUGGGACACAGACCGAACGGCCACGCCAGAUUGGAUCGCUAUGAGAACACGCUAGAAGUCAACGUGCAAGAAGGCGACACCUUGCAAGCGUUGGCGCUCAAAUUUCAUUGUUCUGUGGCCGAUAUCAAACGCCUGAACAUGAUAGACCGCGACAAUGAGAUAUACGCUCAUCGCAUAAUUCGCAUACCUGUAACAGUGCACAAUGUUCUCUUGGGGAAUGGAGUUCAGGAUGCUCUGCCAGCCGUGCACAGAAGCGGCAACAACAGUCCAAGGCACAAAGAACGGGAGCCUGCCAUUGAACGCAACCCACUGGAGGAUGCUCGCUAAAUGUUGGACGAGAGACUCCUUGUAGCAGCAGUAAAUGCAUCUGGCUCGUCGUAUCAACCAUCAACGAGUAAAGCGGCAAGCAAAUACUACGAGGGAGCUCAUGGGUCUCCAAAUGAUGAAGCCAAUAUGGAGCGAUCGCCGGACGACAGUGCACCUCUGUUGAACGACUUGCUUGUGGACCGGCAUGCUCCUCUGGUGCGUCCCAUACCGGGUCCCUCUCUGCGUGCCGUCGAUUGGUCCGGCUCUGACUGCGACAUGUCCUGGAUCUGUCUGCUGAUAUUCAUACUCGCUCUGUGCGUCGUCAUACCGCUGGUCUAUGUCGUCUAUCUUGCGGAGCAUCCACAUCACAACCACAGCUCGCAGUAGCUGGUUAUGCCAGCACCGAAGUGAUCAUCAUUCCGAAUGUACCGGCAACAACUCGUCUCUUUCCUCUCACUCGUUCUAGCUCUACCAGGCGCAUUUUAAAUGCAGCUGCUGGCCGUUGAAUUUAUUUAAUAUACAUAUAACCCUAGAAAUUUAUAUGGACUCUUUUUUCGAAAUAAUAAGGACUUUGUGUACUGUAAUUAA